AUGAGCAAUACGAUCGGUAAGAUUUCUUUAUGUAAUUUUAAUAAAAGACGUAUCUUUGAGAAGUAUUUGCCUGAGUCUUCAUUUGAGGCAUCAUUUCAUACUUUGUACGAAGUCAAGACAAUUGAUUUGGCACAAGUGAAACUCUUUAAACAAGUAGAAAGCGUUUUUUUAUUAGACGUAUGGAUUAACCCAACUCCAGACAGAGCUGGCCAAGUUUUAGUACCAAGUGAUCAAAAAGAAUAUUUCGAAAAGGAGCUGUUUGAUGCUGGAAUAGAGCUCAAAGUUAUUGUUGAGAAUAUCAAAGAUAUACUGGACUUUGAAGAUAAAUUGUUGUCAAAAAGAAUCACCUACAACACCAAUAAUAACACAAGAAAUAAUGAGAUUUUAACUAGAAUCCCAACUUAUGAAGAGGUAGCAGCGUAUCUUCAGGAAAUUGCACGAACAUAUCCAGACAUCGUCAGUCUCGAAAAUGGCGGCAAGAGUUUCGAAGGCAGAGAUAUUUGGUACCUGAAGAUUUCCACCACGAAGUUCCAGGAUCCUAGUAAACCAGUGGUGUUUAUGCAGUCUCUACUACAUGCCAGAGAAUGGAUCACGUUACCAGCCACUUUAUAUGCCAUCCAUAAACUGGUGGUAGAUGUGUCUGAGCGAGAUGUAUUACAAGAUGUAGAUUGGAUCAUAAUGCCUAUAGCUAAUCCCGAUGGAUAUGUAUUCAGCCAUGCUGAGUCCAGAUUCUGGCGCAAGAACCGUGCCAAUAAUUUCGUCGGCAUCUGCGCAGGGGUCGACCUCAACCGAAACUUCGACGUCAACUGGGGCGAAGCUUCCAGCAGCAUCUCCUGCAUGGACACAUUCCACGGUCCCCAGCCCUUCUCCGAACCAGAAACUCGAGCCAUCAGGGAUAUCAUGCUCGAACACGGUGAUCGCCUCGAGCUAUUUCUUGAUAUUCACAGUUUCGGCAGUAUGAUCCUAUUUGGCCAUGGAAAUGGCGUGUUACCACCUAAUGGUCUGAUCCUCAAUCUCCUUGGAGUGCAAAUGGCUCAAGCUAUUGACGCUGUGAAAGCUGAUUUCAAUCCUAAUUACGUCGUCGGUAAUGUCGCUCAUGUCCUGUAUGACGCUUCAGGCAGCGCUAUGGAUUACGCCAAAGUUGCUGGUGCACCUUUUGCGUAUACUUAUGAAUUGCCUGGUUUGAGAUUAGGAGUAGGUGCAUUUGGAUUCUUAGUGGACCCUUCAUUCAUUCCACAAGGGAGUAUGGAGACUUGGGAAGGAAUCAAAGUUGGUGCGAGAUUUGUGCGUGAUUUAAGGAUUAGAAAAUUCAAAGGAAUAAUAUGAGAUUUUGUUGAUUAAAUACUUUUAAAAAUAAUUGUAUUUUUUUCAUGAGCUAAAAAUGUACUUGUAGUAAAUUAUAGUAUUUUUUCAAAAAUUGAAAAAAAUUAAAUCUUAUAUAGUAUGUCUUAAUCAAAGGUCCAAGCUUCAGACUUCAGAAAACCAGAGG
Molecule: messenger RNA, 1489 nt
Organism: Diatraea saccharalis (sugarcane borer)
Lineage: Eukaryota; Metazoa; Arthropoda; Insecta; Lepidoptera; Crambidae
Source: the annotation of a GenBank genome assembly